Messenger RNA from Etheostoma cragini (Arkansas darter), 2111 nucleotides. RefSeq names its product solute carrier family 2 member 11a (gene slc2a11a). Bases 234 to 1745 code for a protein of 503 amino acids. Gene Ontology annotation, molecular function: hexose transmembrane transporter activity. Gene Ontology annotation, biological process: monosaccharide transmembrane transport. The record is from RefSeq and is a predicted model, not a curated record. Gene Ontology annotation, cellular component: membrane. NCBI's taxonomy places the organism in Eukaryota, Metazoa, Chordata, Actinopteri, Perciformes, Percidae. The transcript is spliced from 13 exons.
UGUAGUGGCGUUUAAAGAGUGCAGUAAGACAUCAGCUCAGUAUUGGCCACUUGUGCGUCAACCGGCUGAUUGCACAACUGCAGCCAUACGAAGGCCACCACACGCACGCCUUAUGCGCGUGCUCGAGCUUGUGUUAGAUAGGCCUACUGUAAAAGUAAGGUUGUAGAGGAUCGGGAGGUCUGCUGAGCUGUCGGGUUGUUAUCCGUCUUUUCAAGUCACUUUUACUAAUAACGAUGUCGCCUGCUGGUGCACAGAAGAGCAGUGCUCUGACAUUGGUGCUAAUGGUUACUUCUGCAUCCAUUGGAGGAACUCUGCAAUAUGGCUACAGCCUCGCCGUAAUGAAUUCUCCCACAAUUUUUAUUCAAACGUUUAUCAAUGUGACGUUCUUGGAGCGCUGGGACAUCCAGUUGGAGGACUACCAGGUGACUCUGGUCUGGACAAUUAUCGUCUCCAUCUUCUCAUUAGGGGGCUUUGCAGGGGCUCUUAUCGCGGGACCUAUGACCAUACGUUUUGGAAGGAAGAAAUGCCUGUUGUUGAACAACAUUUUCCUCAUGGCUGGAGCGCUCUUAGCUCUGACAAGUAGAGUUGCCAGGUCUUUUGAGAUGAUCAUUAUCUCCCGUGUCCUGGUUGGAAUAAAUGCCGGGAUCAGCAUGAAUGUGCAACCUAUGUAUUUUGGAGAAAGUGCACCAAAGCACUUAAGAGGGGCUCUCUCCUCGUCAUCAGCUGUUUUCGCAGCAUUUGGUGUUGUGCUGGGACAGGUGGUCGGACUCAGAGAGAUUCUGGGCAGUGAGCCGUGUUGGGAGUAUCUUCUUGCCAGUAAUGCCAUUCCUGGCCUCAUGCAGCUCCUCACCCUGCCGUGGUUCCCUGAGAGCCCCAGAUACCUGCUCAUUGACAAGGGGGACAAGGAGGCUUGUAUUAACGCUUUGAGACGGCUGCGAGGCUGUGAGGUCCAGAGCAGUGAGCUGGAUGAGAUCCUGCAGGAACAGGCUGAAACCAAAGGCAUAAGGCCCCCUCGACCCUGGGAGCUUUUUACUGAUCGCUCAGUGCGCUGGCAGCUCAUCUCUGUCAUGGUCAUCAGCAGUGCCAUGCAGCUCUGUGGUAAUGACUCGAUUUACUUCUAUGCAUCAUAUGUAUUUAGAGAAGCUGGAAUAUCUGAUGAUAAAAUCCAAUAUGUUACAAUUGGCACUGGUACAUGUGAAUUCACAGCCUCUAUAAUAUGUAAUCUGCUGAUAGAGCACAAAGGUCGGAGGUUCAUGCUGAUGGGAGGCUACAUCUGCAUGACCAUCUGGGCUAUUGUCUUCACAAUUGCUCUGUUGUUUGAGCACUAUGUAUCCUGGAUGCCGUACCUGAGCAUGGUCUGCAUCUUCACCUACAUUCUCAGCUUUGGACUGGGACCAGCCGGGGUGACUGUCGUUCUGCCCACAGAGCUCUUCAAUCAGGCUGCUCGGCCAGCAGCCUACAUGAUUGCUGGCUCCAUGAUGUGGCUCAACCUUUUCAUCACUGGGAUGAUCUUUCCAUUUCUAGUGAGCGGGUUGAGGGAGUACUGUUUUGUGCCUUUCGGAGCGGUCUGCCUGCUGUCGGCGCUGUACGUUGGCCUGUUCCUGCCUGAGACCAAGGGGAAGUCUCUGUCAGCCAUCACAAGUGAUUUCCACAAGCUCAACUUCAAAGGCCAGGACGCAAAGUGUGGGUUGCAAACUACAGCUCAGUAUCAGCUGGGUGAAGUGUGUCUUUCCACGGCCUUGUAGACAGACUUUUUCUCCUGAAACAUGCCUGGUCACAUCUACUGUGGGACCUGAUCUGCUCAAGCUGGGAGACGUCAUGAAUGGGAAAAUGUUCCCUUUCAUAUCACAGACAACAACUUGGACCUAUUAUUACUCAUGAAUCUUGAGUGUGUUUUCUAUUGUAAGAAUUUAAAGGAAUUAUCUUUAAGUUCUUCAUAUGUUGCACUUAAGUUUUGUAACUUUGUGUCACUGAUUAACACAAGACAAAGGUAUUUAAAUCUAUUGUAUAUCGGCAGAAGAUAAGUCAUCUGCUACCUCUCAAAACACAUGAAGGCGUUUUGGGGUAAAACUUAAAACAUUUUAGCUUAGCAAAUAAACAGUAAUUCAUUU